This is a messenger RNA of Biomphalaria glabrata, 4511 nucleotides long. Its product is annotated as N-alpha-acetyltransferase 60-like. Gene Ontology annotation, biological process: N-terminal peptidyl-methionine acetylation. Gene Ontology annotation, molecular function: protein-N-terminal amino-acid acetyltransferase activity; histone acetyltransferase activity. Gene Ontology annotation, cellular component: Golgi membrane. The record is from RefSeq and is a predicted model, not a curated record. NCBI's taxonomy places the organism in Eukaryota, Metazoa, Mollusca, Gastropoda, Planorbidae. The transcript is spliced from 6 exons. Bases 381 to 1115 code for a protein of 244 amino acids.
UUAAAGUUAAAGAUUUAGAAUUUAGAGGAGUAUAUUUAGAGUAUUUAUACUUAUACUCUAGACACUAGUAAUACUAUAGAAUAGAAGGUCUAGCUAGAUCUAUCUCUAGUAAUAAUUCAGACAAAUACUGAACUUGUAACUGACUACUCAUUAAUUAUCAUUAAAGUUAAAGUAAAAUCACUUACCUUACAAUGACUUACUCACUAGUUUUUAGUCAAGACUCAAGUUGUAAAAUUUUCAGUCUUAUUAGGAAAACAGUAGAUGAAAUGAAGACAGCUAUAUUUAGCUAAAGGUCUAUUUGUUCAACUGAAGUGCUACUGACUUUCAGAGUCUUUUUUUUCAAUUUGCUGUUUCAAAUGGGGAAUUCAUGAAAUUAGGCCAUGUCUGGUGGGGUCGAAAUGACAGAAAAACUUCCGCUGUCAUUAAGUGUUCAACAGGAAGUACAGUUGCGGUUUUUAGGCCCAUCAGAUGUCACAGAGGUGAAAAAACUCUGUAGAGAGUGGUUUCCCAUUGAAUACCCAGACUCAUGGUAUGAGGAGAUCACAUCCAACUCCAGGUUUUAUUCUUUGGCUGCUACACAUCAUGCUCGCAUUGUGGGUCUUGUUGUUGCAGAACUCAAACCACAGGCAAAGCUGAAUAAGGAGGAUGGUGAUUUGUUGGCAAGUUACUAUCCACCUACAGCCCAAGUUGCUUACAUUCUAAGUCUAGGUGUGGUAGGAGACUUUCGUCGUAUUGGCAUUGCUUCCCUCCUUCUAGACAGCCUGUUGUCCUAUCUCACAAGUAAAGACAGACAUGACUGCAAAGCUGUCUACCUUCAUGUACUGUCCACAAACACGGUGGCACUCAGAUUCUAUGAGAGGCGGAGGUUUAGGCGACAUCUUUUCUUGCCAUACUAUUAUGCCAUCCAAGGGAAAGCAAGGGAUGGCUACUCUUAUGUUCUAUAUAUAAAUGGUGGCGAACCUCCCUGGUCAAUAUUUGAUUAUCUCACCCACUGCAGUGCUGUUGUGACCAAGCUGCAGCCUUGUGCAUUUCCUCGUCAGGUGUACACUGCAGUCAGAAAUAUCAUCCAGCGUAUGCUAUCUCGAUCAGUUACAGAGGUGUCCCACAACAGUUGACUUUCAUUACCCUCUCCCACAGGAGAGCAUUUGAAACUACAUGCUGUAGGCAAGCUGAUGGCUGUGAACAACUUUCCUAUUUGCAGAGGCAUUGAAGUCUAAUAAUUGAUGUCAGGAUAAAGUCAAAUGUUCUUCUUCAAACCUUGACUUUUAAUGUGACCAAUCCUGUUAGUGGACCUCAGAAUCACUGCAUUUUAUUGAAUGUUUCUACUUCCUUUAAGUGAUAUAAAUAUUACAAAAUGUUUUGAGUAUAUCUUGUAAAAAUCUCAUAAUUUUGUAAACAAAAUGACAUUUCAUUAUUAUAAGUAUUUAUACAUAUUAAAAAAUUUGCAUAUUGUGUGUGUGUCUGUGUAAUUAGUUACAGUGUUUUCUAGGUUUGAAAAAGUUUGAUUAAUGGGUUGUGCAAAAAAAAAAAGCUAUUAAAUAUAUAUAUAUAUAUAUAUAUAUUUUUUUUUUAAUUGUAUAAAUAUUUUAUAAUCUUUUUUUUUUUUUUUGUUUGUUUUGGUCAGUCAUGCUUGUAGAAGUAGAUAUAAGUAUUAGAAGUGUUGAAGCUUUAUUAAUCAAAAUGAGCAUUAGAUGUGAUUUAUAAAUAUUUAAAUAUUUUAUCUUUCCCACUAAGUAUUGAAUUUGAUAGAUAUAUUUUGUUUUAAUUGCAAUCACUUUAGAAAAAAUAAUUGAAGGUUUCUAUCUCAGUGGAUUUCAGAUUUCUAACAAAAUUACUUGACCCUCUGAAUCAGUUUAUAUUACUGAACAUAUUUCUACAAAUCAAAGGGGAUUAAGAAAGAUUUUAUGAAUAAAAUAUCCCAAUAAGCUAAGUUCUACAUCUAUAUACAUAUAGUAAGCCUAUUUGUUUUUCUCAUAUCAGAUUCUAAAAAUACAUUGUUGACCUCUAGUAAGUAUGAUGAUUUUUAUAUAUCAUGCACCUUCAGAAAUGUGCCAAAUAUGCAGUCAUUUUGAAAAAAUAAAAUUGCUGUUUCUUAACUUCAGCUUGCAUUGACACACAUUUCAGGGGUAAUAAAUAAUAUCUACCCAAGAGGUAAACAAAAAUUAGACUUAAGUACCAGUGUUUAAAAUUACCGUCACCUAGCAGUAAUAGAGAAUCAUAUAGGAACUUUAAAAAAAAAAGUUUUAAAACACCUGAGCUGAAAAGAACAAUAUACAUGGAUGUCAUUGAAUUUAUAAUAUUAAAAUAUACAUACGAGAAUGCUACCAUCCCGCUGUCUAAACCUGGGUUAUAUUAUGGCUUAGGAAUGAACCUAAAAUUGAUAAACAGCAUUUUUCAAUACGAAGACGGGCCACUUGGCAGUGAGUCCAUAUGUGUUUUACUGAAAUGGUUAACACUGCAAUUCUUAGCUUAGAGUCAUCUUCUCUGUCUACAGUUUCACUCCUACACUUAGUGUUUUUGCACAUCACAAGCUUUUGGUGUAAUGAUUAAGUUUCGUUUAAUUUGGUGCGAUUUUGAAUACAUAGAAUCAUACAAUUGAACUUAACUAUCCUUGUCAAAUUUUUAAAAUGUGAAAUAAAUUAAUGUUAAUAUACAAAACUGGCUUCAAGCAUUUUUAAAAGUAAAAAAAAAAAAAAAAAAGGAUUUUAACAAUUAUUUGGAUGCAUUCUUGAUUUCCAAUGAUUUGUUCAUUAAUGCUUGCUUCAUUUGGUUUCCGUUACUUGUACUAUUUUGUUGGGUUUUAUGCUUUCAGUUAGUAGAACUUGAAUGAGAAACUUUAGAUAAGAAAUUACUUUUGGGUUGAAUGAACAACCUUUUUCCUAAAUAAUAUAGAAAUACCUUAAACUUUCCUUAAGAACAAAUUUAUUUGCAGCCAUAGUAAAGUAAAAAAAAAAGUUAAGUUCCACUUUUAGACCUAGUGGUCUAUAGGGCUAAGAUUUUAUUAAGUUACAUUCCUAUACUUGUUCACACAGAAUUAUAUGCUAUUAUUAUUUUAAAAUAUAUUUUACUGUUGGUGCUUACAUUAUAAAAUUUUUCAUUGUUGAUCAUUCAAAAGGAUCUUUUUUUUUUUUUUUCAUAUUCAUUACUCAGGCUUGUUUUUUUCCACUUUUUAAGAAUUUUGUUUGUGAUACUUCAACUUUAAAAAACAGUAAAAAAAAAUAUAAAAAAUCUGUUGAAUAACUUUAUAUAUAGUUCUUUAUACUUUUUUUUUUACAUGUCAACAAUUUUUUAAAAAUAUUUUAAAGAUCUACUUCUUCAGAUAAUUAUUUUUGUCUGUAAAUAUGACAGUAUGGUAAGUCUCUGUUUAUUUGAUGUACCAAGUUGACUUCAUACACUCAUUAUUUCAUACAAGUCUGAAAUCCAAAUUGUUUACAUACAUGUUUUUUUUUUUUUUUUUAAUUAACUUGAAUGUAAUGCUCUAGAAAUAAUUUCUUGAUAUUCAGUAAUUCAAAUGUUCAAUACAAAAUUCAUUCAGUAUUAAUUUCUCUUAGAUGCAAUUGUUCUUUUGUGAGAUGUCAUCACUUUGAGUGUUUCUUGAUACCAAAUAGUAUUUCAGUUUAAAAUAAGGUCUUGAAUAAUAAGAGUUCUAGCUAGUGUUUGUUUUAGACCAUCUAUAGAAAUGUCUUAUGUUUUCUUUGGAAUAGAUAUAUAAUGGGAAUCUUUGGAAUGCUAUAAAUUGACUAGUUCCAAUUAGAUCUUGACCUCAUAGCUAGGACUGAAAGAGAACUUGUUACAUCUAAAAGUGUUCAAAUGCGUUUAAGAAAACCUGGCAUUCACUAGGCUUGUAAUUAAAGGAUGUAAAAAAAAUGUAAUAUUUUUUUGCUUUCAUUUUGUACUUGAUUCAGCAUUUCAACCAGCAGCAAGCUUUAACUUGGAACUCUAGGACUAAUUAUAUGUAGACCUUUUAGCAGACCAUCAUUGAAAGCUAUUCAAAAACUUUGUUUUAAAAGUACUGUGAUUGAAAAAAUGUUGAUUUACAGUAGACCUACAACUGCUUGUGAACAGUGUUUAAUUAGUGACUGAAAACAGAAAAUGUAGACAGUACCAGUAGUGCUUUAGAUUCCUAAUAGUAGUUACUCAAGUUUUAAGUAUUUUUUUUCCCAAGAAACUAAGACAUAUGCAAUGUGGAUUUAAAAAGUCAUUUCUUUUAGUUAGAAUGUAGCUUAGAAAUAUUAUUUUUGAUCAAAAUAUGCUUGUGUAAUACUCAAGUCAACCAACAAUGACAGUGUUAAAACAACCUUUGUUUUUAUUUCUGUACAAUAUUAACUAGUCAGUGUCACUGUUGGUUUCAACACUUAUUUAUUAAUGCCUUUUGUUUCAAUUCCUACAUGUCUGUGUUUAAAGAUAUAGCUCCCUUCUUGACAUUGUUUCAUUUCAUCAAUGGUGAAAACUGUUAUCUUAUGAUGUUGUGAUUGUGUUUGGUCUCUAGAGAAAUAAAACCUAAAUUCUAA